Zootermopsis nevadensis is the source of this 1121-nucleotide messenger RNA. It is a transcript of the gene Peritrophin-A, whose product is annotated as Peritrophin A. Gene Ontology annotation, molecular function: chitin binding. The record is from RefSeq and is a predicted model, not a curated record. NCBI's taxonomy places the organism in Eukaryota, Metazoa, Arthropoda, Insecta, Blattodea, Termopsidae. Gene Ontology annotation, cellular component: extracellular region.
GAGUGCAGUACUGUCGAUUCCUAACUCAACUCAUUCCAGAAUUUGAAAUGCAUGAGCGGGUUUAGUACGUGAAAGCGUUCGUUUCAGUUUGCCUCAGUUCUCUGACAUGAAGCCGACGCUGUCAGCCGUCCUCGUUCUGUGCGCCGUUGCUGCAGCGCAAGCCGGAGUUCUUCUGCACGUUCCGGCCUGCCCAGAACAACAUGGCGUCCAGACCUACCCCCAUCCCGACCUCUGUGAUCACUAUUUUAAGUGCACGAACGGCACAGUGAGCCUGGAGCGAUGCGAGAACGGUCUCUUGUACGACGGGAAGGGAAAUGUAUAUGAGCACUGCAACUACAACUGGGCUGUGGAAUGCGGUAACCGGAAAGCAGACCUGACCCCGAUCAGUACACCCGGCUGUCUAUACCAGUUUGGCAUCUAUCCUGAAAGCGCUCAGUGCAGCAGCAACUAUAUCAAGUGCGCUCAUGGCGUGCCGUACCCGACCCCGUGUGAACCAGGUCUGGCGUACGACGACAAGACCCACAGCUGCAAUUGGCCUGACCUCCUGCUUGAUUUCUGCAACCCUGAAGCCAUCGUCGGGUUUAAAUGCCCCGAAAAGGUGCCCGCACAUUCGAUCUCCGCCAAGUUCCUUCCGUAUCCUCGAUUCUCCGUCCCCGGAGACUGUAGCCGCCUCAUAACUUGCGUCAACGGUUACCCUCGACUUAUCACGUGCGAAGCAGGGAAGGUGCUGGACGAGUCCACACUCACCUGCGAAGACCAGGAACUUGUGCCCAAGUGUGCAAACUUCGUGAGGAAGUAACCCAGGAGGAAGGUAACCAUCGCUGUUGUCACGCAGAAGAACAACCAUAAUAAACAAUUCAAUUCGAUUAAAAUUAAUAAAAUUAAAUACAUAAUCUACAGUAAUCGUUUAACGUCUGGUAAAAAAACAUCAACAACGUUUCUUUUUUAUUUGUUAGAAAUAAAUUGAUGCAUAAUGGAAACGCAUUUGUUUUAAGUAAGACAAUUACUGAUACAUAAAGAUGAAAUUAUUAACAGAAUGCAAGCCAAACACAAAAUUGUUCAAUAUAAGUCUAAAAAGUUGUGAUGAUGGUGUGUUGCAAUAAAUCGACUAUUACUACGGA